Molecule: messenger RNA, 16506 nt
Organism: Pelobates cultripes (western spadefoot toad)
Lineage: Eukaryota; Metazoa; Chordata; Amphibia; Anura; Pelobatidae
Source: the annotation of a GenBank genome assembly
CAGUGGGCUUGGCUGUGUCCGGGUGUCCCUGUCACUCAGCGCUCCGGAGAUGAUCCCCAGCGGGUACCUGCGAGGGGCCCCGGAGAGUGCCGACCGCAUGCCCAGGUCCGCUCUGUGUGCGCUCAUCUUCCUGGCGGUGGCUCAGGUGGGCUGCACUCUGGGACUGUUCCUCUACUUCAAGGCACAGGUGAGGGGCCCGGGGGCCACAUUGUGUGACAUUCACUGUAUAGAAACUCUGUAUUACCUUAAUAAUGACAGCUACAUAGAUUAUCUGUGUGCCACUAUAUUACAAUGGAUAACAGCGACAGCUGUGCAAUAGACACAUUUCAGGAAAUUCAAUGUUAUUAUUAGUAUAUUUUCUGUCAAAUAAAUAUAUAUCUAUAUACACACACAAACAUAUAUAUAGCUGUUGACAAAUACAAUACACAAUAAACAAUGGCAAAUAAGGCGUAUCAUAAUAUGACGGAUGUUAAAGGGAGAGUAAAGAACUCUACGUUAUUGCUUACUAUACACCAUUGUUAGAAUGGACGAGAAUAUCUUCAGUGCUGAUCUCUGGGAUAUAAAGAAUGUACUAUCAUUGUAUUGUACAGUACAGCGGUAGAAUAAAGUGAAAGUAUAAUGCUCUAACGCUGGAAGCGGUUUUAAAAAGUUUGUCAAAACGAAUUACCAGAAGUAUACCCUCCAGCCACUGUCUGUCAAGCUGUGAAGGGGAAUAUGGCAUUACAACAUGCACUGGUACUAAUCAGGUAUUACUGGAGAUGUUUUUUUUUUUUUUUUUAUCAUACAGGAAUCAUGAAAGUCUGAAACUUUACUUUCUUGGUGUCCCCUAACAAAGGAGAAAUGUAUCAGACUUUAUAUAUUCAUAGAAUUAGCUUUAUUCAGUGCAAAGCAACAUGAGAUGUGACCACUAAAUCUGCAGUAAUAUAAGGGCCAAAGCUGACAGGUUUGGAAACAAAUGAAUCUUUGCUUUGCUGGUGAUGCACGCCCCCCCUACUACUACUAGUGUAUUCUAAAUUAGGAAAUCCGCUAGUCAAAUUAGUCAUUGAUUAGCAAAUACAUCUCUCAUGCAUGUAUUUUGUUUUGGCCAUUAUAAUAUGCAAUACUUAUUUGCAUUCUUCUUGAAUGAAUUUUCGUUUUCAGUCUUUUGUAAAAAAAAAAAGAAAACCAAAAGACUUUGAAAUAACUUUUAUACCAACCGAAGGCCAAUCUUAUUACUUUUUUAAUUCUGUAUCUGUAAUUAUUUACAUUAUAUAAUGUGUAUAAGAUAAAUCAUUAAAGGACCACUAUAGUGCCAGGAAAACAUACUCGUUUUCCUGGUACUAUAGUGCCCUGAGGGUGCCCCCACCCUCAGGGUCCCCCUCCCGCCCGGCUCUGGAAGGGGAAAAGGGGUAAAACUUACCUUUUUCCAGCGCUGGGCGGAGAGCUCUCCUCCUCCGAUCCUCCUCUUCUCCUCCCCGUCGGCUGAAUGCGCACGCGCGGCAAGAGCUGCGCGCGCAUUCAGCCGGUCACAUAGGAAAGCAUUCAUAAUGCUUUCCUAUGGACGCUGGCGUGCUCUCACUGUGAAAAUCACAGUGAGAAGCACGCAAGAGCCUCUAGCGGCUGUCAAUGAGACAGCAGCUAGAGGAAUAGGGGAAGGCUUAACCCAUUCUUAAACAUAGCAGUUUCUAUGAAACUGCUAUGUUUAUGAAAAAAUGGGUUAACCCUAGCUGGACCUGGCACCCAGACCACUUCAUUAAGCUGAAGUGGUCUGGGUGCCUCGAGUGGUCCUUUAAACUAGAAUUUGUAAUGAUUUCACCAGGGAAUUACAAUUUAUUUUACCAAACAACUGAGAUAGAAAAGUGAUUGGAUUCCAUGUUUUGCAGUUUAUCUAUAUUGGACCUUCAGUUUGCAAUUCCAAGUAAUUACCAGUGUAGCAAAUAACCAUGCUUGUAGAAGGUGUAAUAUGUUGAUGUGAUGCUUUUAAAAGUCUCUCAGUGUAAUGUUAUUUAGACAAACCUUAGACUUGUGGGCAACUAAGUGGUUGAUAGAACGUGUUAUUUUUCACUGUUUUGUCUUUACCAACAUCUUAAGUACUUGGGAAAUCCAUCUCAGACAUUUAUUAUUAUUAUUAUUAUUAUUAUCGCCAUUUAUAUAGAUUCAACAGAUUCCGUAGCGCUUAACAAUAUAAUGAGAGGGGGGAUUUAACUAUAAAUAGGACAAUUGCAAGAAAACUUACAGGAACGAUAGGUUGAAGAUGACCCUGCUCAAACCAGCUUACAGUCUAUGAACGCAAUGUUUCUUGAGAACGAAAUACAAUUAACUAAUAAUUGAAAAUUCUUUCUUUUUUUUAACGUCAGCAUUUUUUAACCCCAGCAGUUUGUCUUCAUUUUUCUCUCUGCACAUUUCUCUGUUAAGUUGGAAUUCUUACACACAUAAUGUUAGAGCUUCAGUAAAAAUGAAAACCUACUUCCUCCCAUACUAAGAACUUAUCAUUCUUGUCACUUAACUUCCUGGUGUGGUAUUGAGGUAUCAAUACAUUGUGAGUGUAUUUGCUCUGUCAAAGUUUGACACGACUUAACCAUGCUUUGCAGUUUGAAACAACAAAGUUAGUCUUCUAACCACAAAACAAUUGGAAGAUUGGUGUAUUUCUCUUUUGUAAGGGUUCUUUUUUUAAUUGCAACUGUUUUACUGCGUAAGCUCUGACCUCAAGAAAGUCAGUCACAGGAAGUUUGGAGGAAAGAAAUUAAACCAAAAUAAAAUAUAUAAAUCAAGAAAGUGUCUUCUUAGAAGAAGUAAUUUAGAAGCUGUUUGAAUCCUUGCAAAUCUGUAAUAUGUUUCAUGUUUUUACCAAGUGAAAAUAUUUGUAAAAAUCUAGCUUAUGUUCUAUUUUUUUUAUUUUAUAAAUGUGUCCCUGCUUUAAAGUUGUUGUUUUUUUUUAUCUUUACACUAUCUGUGGUAUCUGUUCCUGGUUGCAAUAUCAAAAUGUAAAUUUGCUCCCUAUGCUGUGUAACAAUUAUUUAUAUAGCAGCAACAUAUUCUGCAAAGCUGUACAAUAGGUAAACAAGACAGACAUUUAAUAAAAAAAAAAAACAGGUUUGACAUAUGGAAAUUGUUGUUGAAGAGAGCCUUGCCCAAAGGAGCUUACAAUCUAAAAGCAUGAGAGAGAGGCUAACAGGGAAACAACCAGAGUCCCCUCGUGCUCAUGGCACUUUAUAUUGAACAAUUGCAAUGAGGCUAUAUAACGUUAAUGAAAAAGAAAUUAAAUCCACGAUGCCCCCUGUCUAAAGACGACCCUUAGCUGUUAACUAAUUAUGAUUGAUAUUAUGCCCUAUUACCCAGGCUGUAUUUUGGUCACUGUUUAUUAGCCACAAAUAAAUGUAUUGCUAAUGGGAUAAUUCUGUGUAAAAUAUAAGAUUUUCACAUAUCGGAGAGGCCAGAUGUAAGCAUUUCAAAUGAAUUUGGAGAGACCCAUUUUGAUGCUGUUUUGAGUUAAUUUGGGGUUAGUCUUGCUUAGAGCAGAGAUUCCAUUCAGGAGCUCCUCAUCCUGUUCACAUUUGCCAUGGGGGGAUUUAUGUUUAGGUGAAAAUAGAGAAUUUGUGCAAUUUGCUCCAAUCACAAACAUGUUAAUUCUGAAUAUGUAUUGUUUCUAGAGCAUAAUACAAAGUAAGGGGCCAAUUACUCUCAGGGUAAUAUUGUAUGUGAUGACUGUAGAAGAUAAACCAGGUUCCCAGCUUUCAUGUUUGUAUCUCUUGGCUUCCUUACUGUAAAGGAAGUGGUAAAUGGAGAUUAGCAUUUUAUAAGCAGAAAAGAAAAUCCUCUUUAUUUUCCAAAUUUUAAUAUAGCAAACAAAGAUCCCUGUCUCUUAUUGUUGCUAAUAUGUUCAAAGUUCGCAUAGAUAUAUUUUUAAAAUAUUUUGUGGUUGUAGAGGAGAGACUCCUACUCACGGUAAAUAAAACAUUAAGCUGAGUGAGUAAUAGUGGAGUUUGUGUGGGCACUGCUUGAAGAUUCAGACCGGUUAGACAAUGAGGGGAAAAUCCGUCCUGCCUUCUACACACAGUCUAAAACCUCUGAUCUAGGUAGGUGAAAUCAUUACGUGAAGCACUGCAUCCUGUUUAAUUCUGAGGAGUUACAGGACUGUAGGAACCAACAUGACUUAAAUGGACUCUAUCACCUUAAACUUACCUUUCUCCUAUUGUUUCCUCUUCUCUUCCUCUUUCAGAAUCUGUUCUUUAUUUCUGAUCUAUUUCUCUAUAAAACACAAGAUAAAGUAGGGACCUCUUUGUUGUGUGUAUUUUCUUCCUAAAUAAAUGUGACAAAGGGUGGCGUUUACGGCAAGCAACACUUUCUUUGUCAAGUUUUUCAGGUGUAGGAGACAAAGCCUCAACUUUGUCUUAUGUUUUAAAAAGAAAGCAUUCAGAAAUUAAGAAAAGAACAAAUUCUAACAGAGGAAGAAAAAGGGGAAACAAUUGAAGAAAAGUAAGUUUGUGGUGAAAGAGUCACUUUAAGUGCAUUUAAAAGAUUUUGACCUCCCUCUCAUGCCGUGCUUUUCAUCAUGUUCAAAUAUCAUUAGUUUUGCUAAAAAAAAAAAAAAAAACUGUUGCAAUUUUCUGCGUUUUAACACUGUUUCCUUAGCCUUGAUCCUUCUAUUUGCAAAGCAACUUCCUUUUUAGACGUAUAUUCAGAAGCCAAUGUGUGAGUUUCUACAAUCGCUAGACACACAGACAUUCCCAUAGGGAUAUGUGUACAGUGAAAAUGGCAUAAUCCCACCCCAAAAGUGAAUAGUGGUGAAAUAAUAGAAUACAAAAGACACCCUGAGACUCUAUCUGUCUCUCACAUGGGCAAUAUGUAUUUUAGGGAUAAAGCUAUAAAAAACAAAAAACAACUUUAUUUUUAUUUUUAGCAAAACGAAUGAGAUUUGAGCAGGGAAAAAAAACAGAGCAUAAGUAUUAGGAAAAAUCAAAUGCGUCUAUGGAAGGACACUUCAAGCACUAUAACAAGGGUAGGCAACUUUCAGCGUUUCAGAUUUCUGGACUACAUCUCCCAUAAUGCUCUAACAGCCAUAAUGCUGACAAAGCAUCAGGGAAAAUGUAGUCCACAGCACCUGGAGUGCCAAAGGUUGCUUACCCCUGCACUAUAACCAGCUCUCUGUAGUGGUUAUGAUUUGGUUCCAGAAGUGCCCCAAUGCCCUCCCCAAUUGUAAGUAGUCAAACUGUGUUGUUUUUUUUGUGUGUAUUUUUUUUUACUGUUUUUUUUAUUUUUAUUUUUUGAGAUGCCAAUACUAACUUCAGAAAGCCAGAGGCUCCUAAGAAGGAGCUUUAAUUUGCUUUCCUGAGCUACGACCUGUGUUUCAGGGUGUAUAUUAUUGGUUGAACGUGAUCAUGUCCUAAGCAGGAGCAUCCAUGAUCUCUCCUGAGCUUUCAUAGACUCUCCUGAGCUUUCAUAGACUCUCCUGAGCUUUCAUAGACUCUCCUGAGCUUUCAUUGACUCUCUUGAGCUUUCAUUAGCUCUACUGAGCUUUAAUUAGCUCUACUAAGCUUCCAUUAGCUUCCCUGAGCUAAGCCUUGCAAUGCAGGACUAGUAAAUUCCCUGAAAGCAUCAGCUGAUAAGUUUGCUCAGACAGAGAACUCCUGGAUCUCCAUCGAGAAGUAGCGGCAUGUGGCAGAUCCCAGGUAAGAAAUAAAACCAAUCUAAAAAGGUUUGACACUUACAAUGGUUGGGCACUAGGACACUCCUAGAACCAGAACCACUGCAGUUUGAUGUAGUAGUUAUGAUGCUUGGAGUGUUCCAUUAAUUGUAUUUGUAGCUCAUUCAUAUUAUAAUUUUUUUGAAGGUUUUUACAUUAGUUACAUUAUUUUAUAUUUUUGCUGUAAUGGUCAUAUGGUAGUGAAAUAAAAUUGGCUAUUGAACAUAGUUUAAUUUUUCAUGAAUGCACAUCCACUCUGAUGUGAGUACUACCUACUAAAAAAGAGCAGUCAGAGUAUUUAAUGCAACUCAACAUACAUUUCCUAUGCUUCCGUUCUCAUUUUGGGCAUAAUGCCAAGGUGAGUUGCUAAUGAAGUCAAUGUAGAUUCGUCAGUUCCAGUUGUAUACUUUAACAGCAAAAAGUGUGAAAAGUGCAUUUUACACACAGGUUAUACAUAAAAAAAAAAAAAAAAGAACAAAAAAGCCCACACAUAUUUAGAGAAGUGGAAAUGUAUAUGUAAAACGUGUGGGGUGUGCCCAUUUUUGCUUUCAUAACUCCGGGAAGGCUGCGUAUUAGAAUUGUCACAUUUAAAUAACUUCAAAACUCUUAAAAGUUUUGCUUCUUUUUUUUUUUUUUGCUCCUGCUUUUGACAUCUUUGAAAUGUAUGAAUAGUUCAUGGGUUAAUGCUCCUGAUACAGUAUGUGUUGGAAUAGUUCAUGGGUUAAUGCUCCUGAUACAGUAUGUGUUGUAAUAGUUCAUGGGUUAAUGCUCCUGAUACAGUAUGUGUUGGAAUAGUUCAUGGGUUAAUGCUCCUGAUACAAUAUGUGUUGGAAUAGUUCAUGGGUUAAUGCUCCUGAUACAGUAUGUGUUGGAAUAGUUCAUGGGUUAAUGCUCCUGAUACAGUAUGUGUUGGAAUAGUUCAUGGGUUAAUGCUCCUGAUACAGUAUGUAUUGGAAUAGUUCAUGGGUUAAUGCUCCUGAUACAGUAUGUGUUGGAAUAGUUCAUGGGUUAAUGCUUCUGAUACAGUAUGUGUUGGAAUAGUUCAUGGGUUAAUGCUCCUGAUACAGUAUGUGUUGGAAUAGUUCAUGGGUUAAUGCUCCUGAUACAGUAUGUGUUGGAAUAGUUCAUGGGUUAAUGCUCCUGAUACAGUAGGAGCAUGGUAUGUUUUGUACCAGCUUAUAAUAAUUAUUAAAGGCGCCAGGAGUGCCCAGAGCCGCUGACUGUUUUGAACGGUCUGACUCCUUAUCUGCAGUCCGCUGGGUCCCAUUCUCCACCUCCACUACUAACUACGGAGAGCCGUAAGCUCCUAAGCAGUUUUGACAAUUUACCUUGCAUCCUCUGGUUGCUGGUCUCAGUUUCUAGUGGAACCGGAAGCUCCCUACACGGAACUUUUGUCAACCACUCUGAGCGAAACCCUAGAUUGCAGGGCUGGUUCAUCGGCUGUUUGCAUCAGCUGAGAGACUUGGUCCCCAGGACAUACUUGCGAACAAGAGAAAUCUCAAUGUAUUCUUCCUGGUAAAACACUUUCUAAAUAUAUAAAGGAAGUAAAAAUCUUUUAUGUGUAAGUAUGGGAGUUUGUGAGUGACUUUUGGGGUUUGUGGUGGUUACUUUGUGCCCUGCGAUGAAAGUGACAAAUGCAGCAGAAGUCUUGAAGAAUAGGCGAAGAGCAGACUACUCAUCCUACAUAUGCGUGUCACCGGGGACCUGCACACCACGGACACACUUCUCAUUGGUGGCAUCAGUACAGAGCAGGAACGUGUAUUCUCUUUCCCUUACAAAGCUGCAGCACCAGGAAUGCACCCCACUUCAUAUUGAUCAGCUUGGGGGGAGGAAGUUUUAGUUCAUUGCAAUAAUUUAUUAGGCUUGUAACAAUUUAAAUGUCAAAAUUUGUUCAAAUUUUAUGCUGUUCCUUUUCAUUAAGAUAUAGCCUUAAAUAUGGCUAUAUCUUAAAAAGGUCUAGUUACCAGUGGGGUACUUCGGGGAUCUGUACUUGGACCCAUUCUCUUUAAUGUUUUUAUUAGUGAAACACGUAAAGGGAAUCAACACAGUAAAGAAGGAGACUAUGUUUAAAAGAAGAAAAACUACCACUACAAGAGGAAACAGUCUUAAAUUAGAGGGGCAAAGGUCUAAAAAUAAUUUUAGGAAGUAUUACUUUACUGAGAGGGUAGUGGACGCAUGGCAUGGCGCUCCAGCUGAUGUGAUAGAAGUCAACACAGUGAGAGAGUUUAAGCAUACAUGGGAUAGUCAUAAGGCUUUCCUAGCUAUAAGAUAAGGCCAGGGACUAAUGAAAGUAUUUAGAAAAUUGGGCAGACUAGAUGGGCCAAACGGUUCUUACCUGCCAUCACAUUCUAUGUUUCUAUGAAAAAGGAAGAGAAUUGUGAACCAUGAGUGCUGAAUAUUUAAUGAAGACUUGGGCAUAUCCACGACAGUGAAUUUAAUGUCACCCAAGAAUUAGCAUUAUAAUCUGGAGUGGAAUAAACUGCACUGCUGGAUCAUUGAUGGAGAAAAGAACAUGUCUGAAGCGAAUUUCCCAUGUGGUCAAACAUUUCUUGAAGAAUGCAGCCUGAGCAGUUUCCAAAUUUGAAGCAAUUUGCUUGCAGAUUUGUAUCAGUUUCUGGUACAACAUACCUAUGUGAACAAACAUUUUUUAGAUUGAAGUAUGUCAAGUCCAACUAUCGAGCAAAUGUAUCUGAUAAGCACCUGAUGUCCAUUCUAAUUGGCUCAUCAAGCCUGAAACCUCAUUUUGGCAAUAUUUUGAAAUAAAAAAAAGCAUUUCCAUUGAUAUUGUUUUAUAAGUUUGUGAUUUGUUGUGCCAAAUAAAAUGUAUUCAUUAAUUUAUAAAACUGAUAUUGGCCCUUGAAAAUUAGUAAAUUAUAUAUUGAAAAGUUUGGAGACCACUGCUCUACAAUAUGAUGAUCUUAUUCAUUACAACUAAAUUAGUGCACAAUUUCGAUUCAAUUUACAAUAUAAAGUAGUGUUUCUGAUGCUUGUUCUUAACAUGGUGUCAUAUCUAAAGUAAAUUUAAAAACCACAUAAGUGCGUUCAUAUGAAAUGGCUCCAUGUUUGAAAUAAGGAAAAUAAAAACAUCCAAACUUUCAAUUUGUCAACUAUUUUGUUUUUCAGAUAGAUUCUACCCGGAUGUCCGACAAAGAGCUUCAGUGCUGGAGAGCCAUCAUGAAAAUGGGAAAUCCAUUAAACUCAAAGUGCUGUGAUGAUGAUAACGUGCAUGAGUGUGAAGGAGUGGAGCAGGCAUCCAAUUCAGCCGUAGAAAAGGUAUCUUAGCUUUAACGCAAUAAACAUAUGAUAAAUAUUACUUAACCAUUACAACAGUUUCAGUUACCAUGAGAAUGUAAAAGUUAAAGGACCACUAUAGUGUCAGGAAAACAAACUUGUUUUCCUGACACUAUAUAAUCCUUAGUUCCUCCCCCCCCCCACCCUCAGGGUCCCCCUCUCGCUGGGCUGAAGGGGUGUAAACACCUUCAGCUACUUACCUUUAUCCAGCGCUGGGCUCCUUCGGCGCUGGUGACCUCUCCACCCCCUUCGACGUCAGCUGCCGAAUGCGCAUGCGCAGCGCAUUUCUCAAUGAUUUCCUACAGACGUUCUGCGUGCUAAAUGCUAUUUUCGCAUUGAGCGCCAGGUAAGCGCCUCUAGCGGCUGUUAGGAAGACAGCCACUAGAGGCUGGAUUAACCAGCCUGGGGGUCCUGGCACCCAGAUCACUUCGUUGAGCUGAAGCGGUCUGGGUGACUAUAGUGGUCUUUUAACUGCACCCUAUCCCAAAUCACUACGCACAUGUAAAUCUUAGAGGUCCUUAGUGCCUCUGUAACGGUCAUUAAAGAGUAAGCUCACUUGACUCAUAAAAGCAAACUUCCUACGCCAACAUUUUACCAUGCUACCUUUAGCUAAAAGGCAAAAUCUCUAAAAAGACAAACUAACCAACCAUCAAUAGGGCACACUCGAGGUGUGCAUCAGCACUGUAACAUUACUGUAUAAUAGAAAAGCAAAUAAAACACACACAGAAAUAAGACCUGUGGUCAAACUCUCUAACAAUUCUCCUUGCUGUCCUCAGCUGAAAGCAGCAAAAUGAAUUGUUAUAGCAAUUAUAUAACUUUGUCUUGAUGUGGCAAAUGAGGUAGCACUUUAAUGACCAUGCAAUGAUGUUAAAAAACUCAGUUACUUAAGUGUGCAUAUGGUUUGUGGGUAAUGCACAGGCAACUUUUUAUGUUUUGGUUUUUAUCUAUUUGGAGCUCUGGUCGCUCCACUGAUCAAAGACCUGCCAAGGGCUGGGUCAUUGGCUGAGUGUGUCAGCUGAAUGAGAGAGUUCACACAGGCACUCCUGGCUAUGAAUGAUAUAAUGGCUGUAGUAGAUUUUGGUGCAUAUAUUGUUCCUUUAGCCAUUUCAGUUCUACAGCCAAGAGAGGCAAUAGAUUAAACUAAUUCAAGUACACAAAUACUUUAAAAUAAAAUGUUGAGGGACUAUAGCAUAGACAAGCAAAUCCACAAUGAGCCCCCAUGAAAAAGAAGAAAAAUAUACAAUGGACCCAAUAUUUGGAGGUUUUAUGAAUGAAGAGCCUUGUGUUUAAAAAACUGUUUGCUCAUAUUUGGAGACUCCAGAAGCUUAUGCAAGUCUGUGGAUACUGGAGAACUGGAAAAAACUUUUAAGUUAAAAAAAAAUAAAUUCUCAAAUUAGCUGGUUCCACUUGGCUGUUUGGGUCUAAAAUUUUAAAUUCACUUUAAAUUCCAGACAAUUAAUAUUUUAGUAGAUAAUGCCGUGCAAGUAACUCUGAUAUUUCAUAAAAGUGGUACAAUGAUGUUUGUCUUCCAUAUGGUAGUGCAUACAAGGUGGGGGCAAUGUGUCGUGUCUGUAUAAAUGUGAACUUAUUGGUAAAAUCCAUUCAAGUUAACAUUGCUUUAAAAAAAAAAAAAGUUCUGUCUGGUUUUUUUUUGUGUUUUUCUGGAGAUCUCAAUUCACCAUUUCCAUAGUUCAAUGCUGAUAGUACUACAACAGACCAAUUAGCAUUACUGCUCCACAUAUUGGCAUUAUUCCUACUAAAGAUCAGUAGAAUCAUGAUAGGACUAUUCCCUUACCUGUGCCUUUAGGACAAUAACUUACUAUGUUUGCUUCCUAAGCCACAAUUUCAUACAUUUAGCUUUAUGAACAUUAGCUACGGUAAGGUCUUGGAGGGCACAUGAGAGGGGCGCCAAUAUCGUAGCUUCCCUCAGUUGGAAAAGGUUGCUUGUUUUGAGAUUUACUUCCCAUAGAAUUAACAUGUGCUAGUGAAUAUUUAUUUUUGCCAAGGUUGGGCAGCAAUGAAAGAUGUUUCCUUUCGAUAUUCCUUAAACCGCAUCCGCAGCUUUGCAGAAACGUGCCCGGUAUAGUUCCUCGUUACAUACACCUUUGCAAAGUGGUUCCUCAUUGCCAUUAUUCUAUCUACUUGACUUCCAUGUUGCCUCAGGUUCAUCCAGCCAAGAUAGCACAGAUUAUUGCAAAAUGUUUUCCUAGAAAGAUUGCACCUGGCUCACUGCCUUUGUUUGCAUACACCUUAAUAAAUGCCAAUGUCCCUCUAAUUGCUUUCUUUAUGAUGGUGAUCUUGCAUGACUCCAAACAGUUCUUACAGAAUAUGAUUAUUCUUUAUUCACAAUGAAAAGUGUUAUUGAUUACCAUUAUUUUCAAAUAAUAACGCUGAAUAAGAGGUAAGGAAACCUUUUGGCCUAAGAGUAAAAACAAAUGAAUUUCCUGUGUGCGAUUGUGGUUUAGCUGUCUGUAUCGUGACUUUCUUUAUCUGUAGUUCAAAUCCAUUAUUUUAGUAUGUGUUCUACGGUUUGAGCAUUAAGCAGUACUAUGCUGCACAGAAAAAGGAAUUUGAUAUUUGCUUACAGAGGUUAUUUUCCUUUCAAAUUAAACAAAUAUGAAGUACACACUGGGCAGACAGGUCAGUUGUGAUAACCAGUUGUUGGCUCUCUGUUUCUACAUUUAUACAUAAAUGUGAUUUAUAUAAUAUAUUUAUGUAAUGAGAUAUAAUAUAUAUAGUUAUGACAAUUUCUUAAUGAAAUGUGUGUAAAUAUUAAUUGUAGUUGGUGUUUGAUUUUGUAGGUGGACGUGUGUAUAUUUGUGUGUGCAAUAUAGGAAUGUGUGUGAACGUGUGGAGACAAAGGAUACACUAUAUAAUACUGACCCCCAGUUAGCCAGCACAGGAUCUAGGUUUCUGGUUAUAAUAAAUAUGAUUUAAAAUAUUUACUACAAAUGAAUCAUCCCUUUGCAUAUUAAGUACAUUUUUAAAAAAUGUUUUUCUUUAAGGUAAUACAAGCUGUGGAACCCGAAAGACGAAUUCACGCAGGCAGUGGUAAGUCAAAUGUAAAUCUUAUUAAAGCUCUAUUUGACGUAUGCAGAUUUAGUGUUUAUUUUCUGUUUCAUUAUUAUUUCUCAGAUGUGAAGGACAUAUUACACACACUAAAGAACAUCAAUCGUCGUAAAGGGCACGAAGUUGCACAUCUUACCAUUCAUAACAUCACAUGUAAGUUCAAGUUAAACACUGUUUUUAUUUAUUUAUUCUAAUUUUCUUUGCACUGACUAUAUAUCAAAGUUGGACUGAUAAUGUGGAAGUUUGCAGCAGCGGGGCUUGGAUUUAGGUACUUGGAGAGUAGCAGAGGGGCUUUGUUUUAGGUAUUGGGAGAGCAGCAGAGGGGCCCGGAUUUAGGUACUGGGGAGCAGCAGAGGGGCCUGGAUAUAGGUGUUGGGAGAGCAGCAGAGCGGCCUGGUUUUAGGUGUUGGGAGAGCAGCAGAAGGGCCGGGAUUUAGGUAUUAGGAGAGCAGCAGAAGAGGCCUGGUUUUAGGUACUGGGAGAACAGCAGAGGGGCAUGGUUUUAGGUACUGGGGAGCAGCAGAGGGGCCUGGAUAUAGGUGUUGGGAAAGCAGCAGAGCGGCCUGGCUUUAGGUGUUGGGAGAGCAGCAGAAGGGCCGGGAUUUGGUAUUGGGAGAGCAGCAGAGGGGCCUGGUUUUAGGUACCGGAGAGCAGCAGAGGGGGCCUGGAUUUAGGUACUGGGAGAACAGCAGGGGGGCCUUGUUCUUUCUCUUUUUCUUCAGUCUUUUUCACUCUUGAAGGAACAUUAUGGUGUCAGGAAUACAUAUACAAUCCAAAAUUACUGUAAACAGUUUUCCGGCUCCCCUCAGAUUGAUGUGAUAAGUUGUUUAAACAUACUAUUUCUCCCUCCCCGCAUCGUUCUAGCCACAUAUGGCCCUGCCUGAGCCCACCUCCAUGGCUGAGAUCUUCAAUCUUGAUCAUCAAAGCUACUUCGAAGCUUUCCCAUUAGAAAGCAUUGGGAGGCUACUGCGCUUGUGCAGCUAAAUUCUGCGCCAAUCAGCAAUUCCUCGUAGAGAUGCAUUGAAUCAAUGCAUCUCUAUGGGGAACGUUCAACAUGCAGAGCUGUGCAGCAUUGAGAUAGGAAGCACCUCUAGUGGCUGUCAGUGUGACUUCCACUAGAGGUGUUACUAGCCAGCAAUGUAAACACUGCCUUUUCUCUGAAAAGGCAGCGUUUACAGUGCUCAGCCAGCCGGAACAUGCUAUAAACUCCAGGACCACGACAUUAAUCUGCAGUGGUUCUGGUGACUAUAGUGUGCCUUUAACCGCUAUCCCAUUUGAGCCUUUUAAUUUUCCCUGUCUGUCAGAACUUUCUCUUUAUUACUGCAUCUUAGCUCCUUUGACUUUUCUUCUUUAUUGCCAUUUUAAUCUUUGCUGCCUUACAUUUUGGCUUUGUCCCCUACAUUUUUGCUGCCUUACAUUUUGGCUUUAUCACUGUCUCACUGAUCAGUUAUCUGCCUUCUUUUUACAUGUCUGUCUGUUUAACUCCUCCUAUUUUGUAUUGCAAUGUGAAAAAAUAAUUUAACAAAAGUGGUGACAUUAAACAUCAUAUACCAUGAAGUUCUGUGAGUUGGGCUCAUUUUUGGUGCCUAGAGUAUAGUUCUUGCUUGCACUCACUUACUGUGUGAGCGGCCUUUAAGAUACUAUACAUUGUAUAUGAUGUGAUGUCCUGUCCAAAGAAUGAUUAAAAUCCUACAGGGCCCUAUGCAGGUUAUUGUUUUGGGCAAUACUUUUAUUCUUUACAUGGAUGUGGAGAUGCUGAAUUACAGGGCCCCUGUCUAAUCUAUGGUCCCUAGGCAACUGCCCAAGUUCACCUAAGUACUCCAUUCUAAGGGCCAUGCAUGCUCCUGAGGCCUUACUCACAAAACAGGAGGCUUUAUCACACCUGAGAUCCUGAAACCCAUGAGCCCAUUGUCUGCCUGGUGGCUCACAUGCAUGCAUUAUUAUGGCUAUCACUGACAACCUGAAAAGAUCCACCAAUUUUUUUUGAGGAAAUGCCCUUUUUCUCCUUUCCCAUCUGCCAGUGUUUUAAUAGCAUUGUAGUAAUUAAAUAUACGGGGAAGCAGAAUUGUAUCCACAGAUGUUAUCUUCAGACUAAUAUGGCCAAAUUCCUCACACGCCUCAUCUCCUCUUUAUAUUUUAAUGAUUCAGACUUGCAAUUUAGACCACUUGAGCAAUCAUAUUUGACCACCCAGUCAUAGGGUCCAUGAGUGCACUUUGUACAUUACUCGGCUAAAAUUAUUAUAUGAUUUUAACCAAACCGUAGGAUGUUGUGCCAGAGAUGGAUGGGUUCUUUUUUUGUAGUCAUGUGUAAAUAUAUAAUUUUUGCAUUCUGGGUUGCAGUUUCAUUCCUAAAUAAAUACUGACCUCACAACCAACUACUUGUCUAAUCUCCAUGCUCAACCAUUUCUCAUCCUUUUUCCACAUUUUCUUUAUUUAUUCUUUAGCAAAGAGAUUGCCAAAUAAAACUUCCUUACAGAAAUCCUCUUCCGAUGUAUAAAAAACAAACACUUUUAGUUCAUUUUUGUUUUAUAUUGUAAGACAUUAAGGACAGUUCUGGGGUUUCCUCUUUCUCAAUUAGUCCAUCUACUCAUGUUCCAUAUUAUAACAUUUUAUUUUAAAUUCUGGAUGUACGGUCGGGGCAUAACAAUACUUUUUUACAUAGACUGCUGGUCCCCACAAUUUUGGGUAUAAAUUAUUACAGUAUAAUUUAGUAAUGCAUACGAUUAGAUGUUAGCAAAUAUGUUUGAAAAACCUGAAGUGUAAAAUAACUGGCUAUAUGUGCAUUUGUAAGCAAUCUGCUGGCAUAUUUGGGAAGGUAAAUUUCCAACAUGCCAGCAGAAUAUAAGCAUUGUGAGUGCAAUUAUGGCAUAAAGCAAAUGUGACAUUGCAGGCACAUAUUGCAGCUAGUCUUUAUUUGAUCCAAGCUUACUCUACUAUGUGAGAGGGGGGGGUCACAUAAUUUGAAGUCCUUUUGCAUGCAGAAAAAGAUCCAAGAGAAAUAAUCCUAGCUGACCUGGAGAAAUUUGUCACUUUAAUCACAGUACUGCCCAGAAUAAUUGUAGUGCAGCUAAAUAGAUACUUAUCCUUUACUCUCGGAGUGCUCCAUUUACCUCCGAGUUUAUUUUGUUUUCUGAUGGCUCGUAGGUCAUAUUUUGUUUUCAGAGUUUGUACGUUCAAGUUUACCACAAGCAGGCAUGGAGCCCAAAAACACCACAAAAAUGUAUAUAUUUUUUUUUGAAUGUUUACAUUUCUGUUUUGUUCAGUGGUAAGCACAUGCGGUAAUCCAUAACUCUUUAGAGUAUUUUCUAAUCAAGGAUCUGAACAUAGUCUGUGGUUCAACAAGUAAUUCCUGGACCCAAGUAUGAUCAUCCUGAAUCAAAGCUUCCAGCCUUUGUGCAAGCCCUACCAUUUGUAAACAUUAAAUGCUUGAAACGGCCAUGUGACUCAUCUUUGUAAAUAACGGUCAUGUGACGUAUCCUUUGUUGCUUCUGCAACAUUAUUCUUUCUAUCUUCUCCUAUGAUAAUUAUGUUGGAGAGGCAGUGUCUUCACUGUCCCAGCAUUUUGAUCUUUCCAGAAAAUAUGGUGUACCUCUAGCACUGACCUUUCACAUAUAUUCUUUAAAUGAAAUAUACAUUCACUUUGGCUACCAUGGCCGUACAUUUUAAAUUCAUUUUGAAUUCUCACCAUGAAAGUAUCCUUCAAUUGACUUAUUUUCCGAACGUCAUUUUUGUUUGAUGUUUGGAAAGUGUAAUGAUAAAAAUAUAUAUAAUAAUAAUUUUUAUUUCCUGUUGCUGGAUGGCAAAUAUUUUCCAAUGUUGAGCUGUAUGAAAAUGACAAAUUCCUCUGUGGACAAAGGGCAGGAAACAUUUCACAGGAAAUAUUUUAGCAAUGUGAAACCAUUUCAAUGAUAUUUAAUCACCAAAAAGAUGUGGUUUCUAAUACAGAAAUUAUAAUGAAAUAGUAACACUGCCUUAACGAUACUAAUACAGUAUUAUCUUCUUACUUUUUAAGAUGGAGUCUCCAAAGUUAACCUUACGUCCUGGAAAGUCAAAGAAGGCUGGGCAAAUCUACAAAAUAUGAGCUACAAUAAUGGAAAACUAAGAGUUUUACGAGAUGGAUUCUACUUUGUUUAUGCAAAUAUUUGCUUCAGACAUCACAAAAGUUCAUCGAAUUUUGUAGAAACCGUACGGGGCAAGCCUCUGCAACUAAUGUUGUAUAUAUGCAAAAUAAGCAAAAACGGGAGAGAUUUACAUACGCUUAUGAAAGGAGGCAAGACAGAGGUUUGGACAAAUGAUACAGAUUAUCAUUUUUAUUCCAUUUAUCAAGGAGGUGUAUUUAGACUACAGGCCGAUGAGGAAAUCCUUAUACAGUCAUCUUAUACACAAUUACUAGACCCAACACAAGAAGCAACAUACUUUGGUGCCUUUAAGAUAUAUGAUUGAAAACAUCUUGGAUGGAUUGUUAUAUUGAUUUGUGUUUUGAC